UUCGUCGCACAAAGAGACGUGGGGGUAGGGCCUAGGCGGCUGGGCCCCGUCCGAAGGCGAAAGUGUGCCGCGUAUAUAAGGCCCGGAGCCAACGGCAAUCAGCAUCCAGUUCACUCCUGGACUCACCCAGAACAUCGUGAAACACAAAAAUGAAGAGCCUGCUAUUACUAGCGCUACUAGCGCUCGCCGUAGCGGCUAACGCUAAGGAGGAAUCGGCGGCGACGCCGGUUGCGGCUUCCGAAGGUUCAAAAUCGGCGGAAUCACCCAAGAAGCAAGACAAGCGUGGAAUCAACCAUGCUUACGGUUACGGCUCCGGCGGCUACGGUGGCUACGGUGACUACGGCAGCUACGGCAGCUACGGCAGCUACGGCGGCUACGGCGGAUACAGCGGCCUCGAAAUCGGGGGUGGUCACGGUGGCCUUUCAUACGGAGGAUCGAGCCUCGGAGGCUUGAACACCUACUCGCUUGACAAUUACGGAGGCCACGGAGGCUACGGAAGCUACGCAGGCUACGGAGGCUACUUGGGAGGAGGUUACGGAAGCGACGGUGCUCAUGAGAACGUGAAAACCGUGACGGUGGUGAAGAAGGUGGCGGUGCCGUACCCGGUUGAGAGGCAAGUCCCUUACCCGGUCGAGAAGCAGGUACCCUACCCAGUCAAGGUCCCGGUCCCGCAGCCCUACCCCGUAGAGAAGCAGGUUCCGUACCCGGUGAAGGUACUGGUCAAAGUUCCGGUCCACGUCCCGCAUCCGUACCCGGUAGAGAAGAAGGUUCCGUACCCCGUACACGUCCCGGUUGACCGUCCCUACCCCGUCAAGGUCCUCGUGCCGCAACCCUACCCCGUAGAGAAGCACGUACCCUACCCCGUCAAGGUUCCCGUUCCACAGCCCUACCCCGUUGAGAAGCAGGUACCCUACCCGGUCAAGGUUCCAGUCCACGUGCCGCAGCCCUACCCCGUAGAGAAGCUCGUCCCGUACCCCGUGAAAGUUCACGUUGACAGGCCCUACCCCGUCCACGUCGCGAAGCCGUACCCGGUUACGGUGGAGAAGCCGGUUCCCUACCCAGUUGAGAAGCCAGUUCCGUACCCAGUCAAGGUACCGGUUGACAGACCGUAUCCCGUCCAUGUGCCCAAGCCCGUGCCCUACGAAGUCAAGGUCCCGGUGCCCCAGCCCUACGCCGUUGUGAAGAAAGUUCCGUACCCCGUCGAGAAGCCGGUUCCGUACCCAGUCAGCGUUCCGGUAGACAGACCGUACCCCGUUCACGUCGAGAAGCACGUCCCCUACCCCGUUGAGAAGCCUGUUCCAUACCCGGUUAAGGUUCCGGUUGCGGUACCAGUCCACUACGGUUCUCAUCACGAGGGUAUCCAGUCUUAUGGAAGCGGUGUCGUCAGCAGCAUAGGUGAGGGAGGAUUUUCCGGUUACGCUUCCGGACACGGUUUGAACGUCGAGGACUCAUACAGCAGCGGAUUUUCCCAUCAUCAUUAGACAGACGGAGUCACGAUACGAGGGGUUGAUUUGACGACGAGUUGCAAGCCACCAGAAACGGAUCGAAAGCUAGGAUCGAGAUUUUGGACUCGAUGGAUGCACAGCAACUCGGGGUCUUGCCGACUUUGGGCAAGACCUCGGAGUCAUGUUUUCUAUGGUAUUGUUCAAGGCUUGUUAAAUUGUCAGAACAGCGGUGGAGUCCAAGACCCGUUAAUCGACCCCCGAACAAUCGUCUGCUAUAUGCAUGUUGUACAGUGAAAUAUUUUUAUACCUUAAAUGAAAUAAAGUGGUUUUUUUUUAUAGAAAAAUGAAAA
Molecule: messenger RNA, 1795 nt
Organism: Neodiprion fabricii
Lineage: Eukaryota; Metazoa; Arthropoda; Insecta; Hymenoptera; Diprionidae
Product: proline-rich protein 4-like
Exons: 2
Coding region: 150-1481 (443 amino acids)
Source: RefSeq, a predicted model, not a curated record